Molecule: messenger RNA, 2953 nt
Organism: Labeo rohita (rohu)
Lineage: Eukaryota; Metazoa; Chordata; Actinopteri; Cypriniformes; Cyprinidae
Product: monocarboxylate transporter 7
Exons: 6
Coding region: 137-1723 (528 amino acids)
Biological process (GO): transmembrane transport; monocarboxylic acid transport
Molecular function (GO): monocarboxylic acid transmembrane transporter activity
Source: RefSeq, a predicted model, not a curated record
GACAGCAUGUUCCUUUGACAUUCCAGCUCAAGGGAAAUGGGGGGUUGCCGGUGUGGCCUUUCAUUCAACAUUGACUGUAAACCAAUCCUCAACUUACUCAACAGCUGUAACCUCCCACCAUAGAGGAGCUCAUUGUAUGAAACAGCAGAACAGUAGAAGCAGCACCACAUGGACUCUCAGCAGUGGACACACCGCAGUACAGCAGUGGAGUAACAACAUUCCUCUCACUCACAGGAACAGGUCGCAGGUCAAAAUGGCACAGUGGAUUUUCCGAAUAAAAGGUUGCCUUGGCUCUAAAGUGUACUCGGAGGUCCCAGAUGGUGGUUGGGGUUGGAUUGUGGCUGUGGCCUUCUUUCUGGUGGAGGUGUUCACUUAUGGGGUUAUCAAAAGUUUUGGGAUUUUUCUCAAGGACCUGAUGAGUGACUUUGGCGAGAGCAACAGUCGAGUAUCGUGGAUCAUUUCAAUAUGUGUCUUUGUUAUGACUUUCACAGCUCCUUUAUCAUCAGUGCUGAGUAAUCGGUUUGGCUUCCAGCCAGUUGUGAUGUUUGGAGGAUUUCUCAUAUCUCUGGGCACAGUCUCAACAGCAUUCACCAGCUCCAUCAAUCAGAUGUACCUCACUAUGGGGAUUGUGACAGGACUGGGUUACUGUCUGACAUUUCUGCCAACCGUCACAAUCUUGUCCCAGUACUUCAGCAGGCGUCGUUCUGUGGUCACAGCCAUGGCCUCCACUGGAGAAUCAUUUGCUAUAUUUGCUUUUGCACCAGCAUUCACAGCUCUUAAGAACCUUAUUGGCUGGAGGCACACAAUGGUGGUGAUUGGAACAUUACAGGGCAUUAUUAUUAUCUGUGGGGCUCUGCUUCGUCCCAUAGUCAUCAAACCAAAGACUUCUCCAACAGAAACUGAGCAGAUCACAUGCUCUCUUCCUGAAGAACAAAUGCAAGGCUCUGUAAGCUCUGGGAAGGAACAGACAGAAUUGGAACCACUUCAGAUCCCUCCAAAACAACAGGAUGUUUCAAGUAAAAAUAAGCUCCUGGAUUUGACUGUACUGAAAGAAGGCAGUUUCUUAUGUUAUUCAGCUUUUGGACUUUUUGCAACACUGGGCUUUUUCGCUCCACAGCUGUAUGUGGUGGAGCUCAGUGCCAGUUUGGGUACCGCGAGGGACAAAGCUGCCUAUAUGCUGUCAACAAUGGCCAUUGCUGAGAUCUUUGGACGUCUCUCCAUCGGAUGGGUCCUGAACUGGGGACGCAUCAGGAAGAUCUUCGUACUUCUCGGAUGCGUGUCACUGAUGUGUGUAGUGCUGGUGUUGUUCACCGUGGUAAAUGGCUUCUGGGGACUGGCGGUGUGCUGUGUGCUUUAUGGUUUUUUACUUGGGAAUAUUGCAUCCACGCACAUCCCAAUGUUGGCCGAGGACGAUGUUGUAGGGAUUCAGAGGAUGCCUUUAGCCGUAGGCGUCUACGUCUGUAUUCAGAGCUUUGCAGGACUGGCUGGUCCACCAUUAGGAGGUGUACUUGUGGAUGUUACACAAAAUUACAGGGCUGCAUUCUACUCCUGUGCUGCGGGAAUGGGACUAGGUGCCAUCUUCCUUGGGCUCGUGCGUCCAGCUAAGACAGGUCAACUGUGCUCAAAAGGGGACAAUGGACAGAAUAAUACCACCGUGGAGCAAGUGUCCAAAGACAAACCAGAGGAAUGUCCAGAAGUGGACAACCAAGAUACUAAGUCUUGAAAAAACGACAUCCUUUGUGAAUUUUAGCUGAAUGUUAGGUACUAUCAGACCUGUUCAUAAAAUAGGAAAACAUUUAUAACUGUAGCUAAAAUAUAACUACAUUAUGAUUAAUAAUAAUUGCUUAAAGGCUAACCCAAAAAUGAAAAUCCUGUCAUCUUUGUCACACAAGAACCAAUUGAGCUUCCGUUAACCAUAUUUUAGGUGCUCUAUGUAUAUUAUAUGUGAAUAAAGUGAAUGUUUCAUUGUUUUAGAAGUUGGAAUGGUAUGAGUGUGUGUAAAUGAUGACAGAAUUUUAAUUUUUGGGUAAACUAUGCCUUUAAGAUGUGCACAAUGCUGUUUAUACACUGAGAUCACACAUGUGAUUAUCACACUACAUUGUAUUAGCAGUAGCUGUCAUGAAAACUAUGAUUAGACUUGAAAAACACAUUUUCAUGAAUGUUUGUAAUACUAAACACUGAGACUUUUGUUGAUUAGAAUCCCAGACGCAAAAGAAACAAACAUGAUGUGGAACAGGAAACCACAUUUUCGUGGUUUUAGUGAUUAGAGUCAAGGCAUUGAUGGGUAAAGCAAUGACCAAAGAUAAUGCUGAAUUCAGCAACUAAGGUUAAACAAUCUAAUGUUAUAGAAAGCCUUAGAAAGAGGUAUUUGAUACUUUAUUUUUAAAAGGAACCUUUUUUAAUAUUUGCAAAAGGGCGAUGGAUUGCUCUUCAGUAUUUUAUAUUUAGCUCACCUCAGGUCAACCUUCAACAAGUAUACUACAACAUCUGUCUCCUGGAUACUAAAACCAGGUAAACAACUUUAUUCAUGCAAAUAGUGUCUGUUUAGAGUGUUGUUUAGUCUUCCGAUACUCAUGACAGUGUUCUCAACUGUGGAUUACAUUUGCAUCUCUAUUAUAUAGAGAUGACUGUGAAUUCAAUGCUUUACAGAGCUCAGGUUGAUGCAACUGUGAAAUGAAGAUAAAGGAUUUCCAAUGUAAUGCUAUGUCAAAGUGUCUUAUAAGACUGCUUCAUCACUUACCUCUGUAGUAAAACUAUAUUUGUUAUUGUAAUACUGCCACAUAACUUGAAUUUUAUAAUGGAAAGGAAUAAUAUUUGCUGUAUGUUCAGUGGAAUGUGAAUAUGUGGUUAUGUUUUUGUUUCUGCACAAUAGACACAAUUGUUAUAAUAAUUUUUAAAUCAGACUGAAAAAAAUAUUUUUUAGACUGUUGUGUUAAAAAUCACACUAAAAAUU